AUGAGAAAAAUUUUGACAAAUUCUGAAUCUGUUGAUCGAAAUCAAAAAAUCGGAAAGCUGAAGAACCUUAUCGCAGAUUUUACCGCUAACUCCAACGAUGACGACGAUGAUGAACAACAACAGCAUCAACCGCAACAACGGCAAAAGCGGCAGCAUCAACGGCAACAUAAGCGGCAGAAAUUACAACAGCAACGAACAACAGAACCAACAACAAGCAGAAAAUCAGCAGAAACUACAACAACAGCAGUAGCACCAGAAGCAGCAGAAGCAAUAAAAGCAGCAGCAACUACAGCAACAAUUACAGCAACAGCAACAACAACAACAGCAACAGCAACAAAAACAACAGCAACAAUAUCGGAAUCAGCAACAAAAACAGCAGUAGCACCAGAAGCAGCAGCCACACCAAAAACACCAGCAGCAAUAGCGGAAUCAGUAACAAAAACAGCAGUAGCAGCAAUAAAAACAGCAGCAACUACAGCAUCAACAGCAACAAUUACCGCGUCAACAGCAACAACAAUAACAACAACAAUAGCACCAGCAACAGUAGCAGCAACGAAAACAACGGCAAUAAAAGCGGCACCUGCAACAAAAACAGCAGUAACACCAGCAGCAGCAAUUACAACAUCAACAGCAACAACAACAGCACCAGCACCAGCAACAAAAACAACAGCCACGAUAGCGGAAUUAGCAACAAAAAGAGUAGUAGCACCAGAAGCAGUAGCAGCAAUAAAAACAGCAGCAACUACAGCAACAAUUACAGCGUCAACAGCAACAAUAACAACAACAACAAUAGCGGCAUCAGCAGCAGCAAUGAAAGCAAUCAUACAACAUCAGAAACGUCAAAGCCACGUCGAUUUUUAA
Molecule: messenger RNA, 861 nt
Organism: Microplitis mediator
Lineage: Eukaryota; Metazoa; Arthropoda; Insecta; Hymenoptera; Braconidae
Exons: 1
Coding region: 1-861 (286 amino acids)
Source: RefSeq, a predicted model, not a curated record